AACAUUGUCAAGAAUCUUAUUCUUUUGGAAGUCGGAUAUGUGUUAUCAUGUGCAGUGGUGGAGCCAUAUAGAGCCGAGAGUGUUCAUCCGAACCCCUCGGCGGAAAAAAAUACUGUUUUUACAAGGUCAUCGUCUAUGGACGACCAAGAGUACUUCCGUAAUUUACAUGGGUGGUUUUGGAGAAUACACCAAUGGUACAAAGGUGGAACACACAAUUGUAGACCCAUCUGGUUCUUUUAUACUCUACCGCGUGAUAUUACCAUACAAAACGGGAAAAAGUGGCAAGCUGCAAGAUGACAAGAUCCAAGUCUGCUCAGUCAUAUUGAAGGGAAGUGUGCAGAAGUGCCUGAUGGUAACAACUAAAGGAGCUAGCAGUGGGCAACAAUUAUCGGUAUUACUGUAGCAGUGGGAUCCUUUGGCAUGAAUAUUUCUUUUCCAGCAGGUCCAAUAAUCUUAACUUCAGCUUCAGGCUUCAAGUUGUCUGAAAUAUUAGCAUUUGAAAGCAGGUACGUGGCUGUAAGCCUAUAUAUCACGUGUUUAUUAAUAAAUGCGCGGUUAAACUCUGAUCUAUAUAUGCUUGAAAUUCGAGCCAAGUAUAUUUUACCGUUUGGAGAAAAGAUCAAAUAAAAUAUACUAAUGUUGCUAACAUUGUUUAAGGUUUAGGGAGUCCUUGAUUCUUACAUAAAAAGUUUGGGCAGGCUCCUUU
Lycium ferocissimum is the source of this 706-nucleotide messenger RNA. RefSeq lists its product as uncharacterized. The record is from RefSeq and is a predicted model, not a curated record. The transcript has 3 exons. Bases 38 to 403 code for a protein of 121 amino acids. Lineage: Eukaryota; Viridiplantae; Streptophyta; Magnoliopsida; Solanales; Solanaceae.